This is a messenger RNA of Scutellospora calospora, 361 nucleotides long. Lineage: Eukaryota; Fungi; Glomeromycota; Glomeromycetes; Diversisporales; Gigasporaceae. The record is from the annotation of a GenBank genome assembly.
AUGAAUCAUUUUGAUAUUCAAUUAAAAAAAGAAGAAAUAUAUGAAUAUAAAAUUCUUAAAUUGCUUAGAGUAAAUGGUAUUAAAUAUUAUGCUCGUCGAUUAACUUAUGAAAUUAAUAAAAAGAAAAUUUUUAUAGGAGAUGGAGAAAUAGAUUUAACUGGAAAUUAUAACGAAGUAUUUUUUGCUAUUCAAGCAAAGUAUAGAAAAGAUCAUCAUAAUGAACAAGAUAAAGAUAUUAAGAAAUUUGAUAAAGCUUUAGAAUUACAACCUAGAGAAGUAGUAGGAUUUUUUGUAACAACUAUUGAUUUUUCAACUGAAUCUAAAGAAGCAGCAUUAAAUUCUAAAAGAAAAAUAUUUUUAU